ACUCGACCACACUCACUGAGGGACCUCUACGCAACUUUGAGAUCUCAGUAAAACUGCUUUAUUGACUGCACUGUGCAUCUGGGAAGCACCUGCCAUGCCUGCAUCGACUGAGUACCCUCCGUUUAGACUCGGCGAGUCUCGGUUUGAUCAGGGUUCAUUUUAUGGCAGAUUAAGACACUUCCUGGAUGUGAUCGACCCUCGCACGCUCUUUGUUUCAGAGAAACGUUUAAAUGAAUGUAUGAAUCUCUUGGAUCAGUUCAAAAAUGGAUCUCUGCCUCCAGGUGUGACUAAUGUGCAGCUUUGGGAGGCACAGAAGAUUAAACAGGCCAUCAUCCAUCCAGACACAGGAGAGAAGAUCCCCAUGCCCUUUCGCAUGUCAGGUUUUGUGCCCUUUGGUACUCCAGUGGUUGUGGGCCUCCUUUUACCCAAUCAGACAUUUGCUUCCACCAUCUUCUGGCAGUGGCUGAACCAGAGCCACAACGCCUGUGUCAACUACUGCAACCGUAAUGCAACUAAGCCCAUGCCAAUGUCAAAGUUUUUCCAGGGUUACCUUGGUGCAGUCAGCAGUGCCGUUACUAUUGCGGUGGGGCUGAAUCUUCUUAUUAAAAGAGCUGAGCAUUUCAGUCCAGCUACAAGAAUCCUGGUCCAAAGGUUCAUCCCAUUCCCUGCCGUUGCAAGUGCCAACGUGUGUAAUGUUUUGCUGAUGCGCCACACUGAGCUGUCAGAGGGUAUCAGCGUACUAGACGACAAAGGCAAUGUGGUGGGCACCUCAAAGCUGGCUGCCAGGCAUGCUCUGAUGGAGACAUCACUGACACGUGUUGUGCUGCCCAUGCCUGUUCUCUUGCUGCCACCUUUAAUAAUGGCCAUGCUGGAGAGGCUCCCUCUGCUGCAGAAGCACUCUCAUCUCGGGCUGCCUGUUCACAGCAUGGUGUGUCUCUGCGCGUUCGGCCUAGCGCUGCCUGUUGCCAUCAGCCUGUUCCCCCAAAACAGUCAGAUCCACGUGUCAGAGCUAGAGCCAGAGAUCGCUGCUGCAACAGAGUGCAAGAUCCUGACCUACAACAAGGGUCUUUAACCAGUCAAAAUGCAUUCCUGCUGUGUGUGAAUGUGAAUCCUCUCUCAGCCACACACAGAGACAGACUCACACCAGCGCUAAUCAUCCUCUUUCCAUGUACUUGAAUGUGGAAGUUGCAAAUAGAGGAUUUCAGGAUAUUUACAGCAGUGAAAACAAGUGUUCUUUUGACAUACUUUAAAUUUACAUAAUUAUCAGCCUUCCCAUUCAAACAGUUUUGUAUUAAAUGACUACAAAUCACAGAAAAAUAAAUGUUUACAAAGUAAUUGUUUUAAAACAAUAAAUAAA
Messenger RNA from Sinocyclocheilus grahami, 1357 nucleotides. It is a transcript of the gene sfxn5a, whose product is annotated as sideroflexin 5a. Gene Ontology annotation, cellular component: mitochondrial inner membrane. The record is from RefSeq and is a predicted model, not a curated record. The transcript is spliced from 14 exons. NCBI's taxonomy places the organism in Eukaryota, Metazoa, Chordata, Actinopteri, Cypriniformes, Cyprinidae. Bases 95 to 1072 code for a protein of 325 amino acids. Gene Ontology annotation, biological process: monoatomic ion transport; mitochondrial transmembrane transport; citrate transport. Gene Ontology annotation, molecular function: citrate transmembrane transporter activity; monoatomic ion transmembrane transporter activity.